GGCACAGCCCCCACCACCCCCGCCAGGCACCAUGGACUGGAAGAUGUUCCAGGCCUUACUGAGUGGCGUGAACAAGUACUCCACGGCGUUCGGGCGCAUCUGGCUGUCGGUUGUGUUCGUCUUCCGGGUGCUGGUGUACGUGGUGGCUGCAGAGCGCGUGUGGGGGGACGAGCAGAAGGACUUUGACUGCAACACCAAGCAGCCAGGCUGCACCAACGUGUGCUACGACGAGUUCUUCCCCAUCUCCAACAUCCGCCUCUGGGCCCUGCAGCUCAUCUUCGUCACAUGCCCGUCGCUCCUGGUCAUCCUGCAUGUGGCCUACCGCGAGGAGCGGGAGCGGAGGCACCGUCAGAAGCACGGUGACCAGUGCACCAAGCUAUACGAAAACGCCGGUAAGAAGCAUGGCGGCCUAUGGUGGACCUACCUGUUCAGCCUCAUCUUCAAGCUCGCCAUCGAACUCCUCUUCCUGUACGUGCUGCACACCCUCUGGCACGGCUUCGGCAUGCCACGCCUAGUGCAGUGUACCAACGUGGCCCCCUGCCCCAACACUGUGGACUGCUACAUCGCCCGGCCCACCGAGAAGAAAGUCUUCACCUACUUCAUGGUGGGUGCCUCAGCCGUUUGCAUCGUGCUCACCAUUUGUGAGAUCUGUUACCUCAUCUUCCACAGGCUCCUGAGAGCCUUGCACAAGGGCAAAUCUUCAAGGGCCCACAGCCCCCCACCCUCCUCCAGCCGGGCCUCCACCUGCCGCUGCCACCACAAGCUGCUGGAGGAUGGGGAGCUGGGUUCAAAGGCAGAUAAUGACAAGCUACAGACUCUGAUACCUGCCUGACCCC
This is a messenger RNA of Galeopterus variegatus (Sunda flying lemur), 836 nucleotides long. RefSeq names its product gap junction protein, beta 3, 31kDa (gene GJB3). Gene Ontology annotation, biological process: cell communication. The transcript has a single exon. Gene Ontology annotation, cellular component: connexin complex. The coding region runs from base 32 to 832 and encodes 266 amino acids. Lineage: Eukaryota; Metazoa; Chordata; Mammalia; Dermoptera; Cynocephalidae. The record is from RefSeq and is a predicted model, not a curated record.